AUGAACGAUGAAGGUGGUGACACCGAUUUCCGUGAAAACCUCCAAUAUUACUUUGAUAACUCGGACUCUAACCUGCUUCUCAUUUCCGCUGCCGCUCCAGAGCUUUUGGUCAUUUCCACCACUGCCACCACCAUUCCAAAGCUCCUGGUCACCACUGCCCUUCCAGGCCUUCUGACCACCGGCAGACCAGGGCUUAUCACCGUCACCUCCACCACUGCCCUUCCAGGCUUUCUGACCACCGGCAGACCAAGGCUUAUCACCGUCACCUCCACCGCUGCCCUUCCAGGCCUUCUGACCACCGGCAGACCAGGGCUGAUCACCGUCACCUCCACUGCCCUUCCAGGCUUUCUGACCACCGGCAGACCAGGGCUGAUCACCGUCACCUCCACUGCCCUUCCAGGCUUUCUGACCACCGGCAGACCAGGGCUGAUCACCGUCACCUCCACUACCCUUCCAGGCUUUCUGACCACCGGCAGACCAGGGCUGAUCACCGUCACCUCCACCGCUGCCUUUCCAGGCCUUCUGACCACCGGCAGACCAAGGCUUAUCACCGUCACCUUCACCACUGCCCUUCCAGGCCUUCUGACCACCGGCAGACCAGGGCUGAUCACCGUCACCUCCACCACUGCCCUUCCAGGCUUUCUGACCACCGGCAGACCAGGGCUGAUCACCGUCACCUCCGCCUUUGCCAGCCCAGAGCUUCUGCUUGUUACCAUCAUUGUCAAUUCCAGCACCACGUCCUGGAUUGCCUGA
Messenger RNA from Penicillium longicatenatum, 753 nucleotides. RefSeq lists its product as uncharacterized. NCBI's taxonomy places the organism in Eukaryota, Fungi, Ascomycota, Eurotiomycetes, Eurotiales, Aspergillaceae. The record is from RefSeq and is a predicted model, not a curated record. The transcript is spliced from 2 exons. The coding region runs from base 1 to 753 and encodes 250 amino acids.